Messenger RNA from Aspergillus ruber CBS 135680, 609 nucleotides. RefSeq lists its product as uncharacterized. Lineage: Eukaryota; Fungi; Ascomycota; Eurotiomycetes; Eurotiales; Aspergillaceae. The record is from RefSeq and is a predicted model, not a curated record. The coding region runs from base 1 to 609 and encodes 202 amino acids. The transcript is spliced from 2 exons.
AUGUCCAACGACCGCGCAACUUCUCCCAUCUCCGUUCCCUCCUCCCACCAACGCAGGGCAUCUCUCGCCUCCUUCUCGUUCGGUAGUCCUCCAGCUGCCAACGCUGCCAACUCUUCCACCGCUCCUCAGCAGCGGAGACUCUCCAUUACCACCCUUGGCCUAGCAGGCUCUCCCACCCAGACCUCUCCUUUCAACGGCAGACACUUCAGAGGCGGUAGUGUCUCAAGCUCGGUGGGAUCCAACCCCACCUCCUCUGAGGACUCGAUUAAUGAGGAAAGUGAGCUGGCUGGCGCCACUCCUACCUCUCCUUUCGCCCGGCGGGUCUCUUAUGGUGCACAGGCGCUGCGUGAUGUUCGGAGGGGAAGCGUUAACAAUGACGAACGCUUCAAUUGGUCUGAAGCUUUACGCACCCGGGCCGAACGUGCUCCAUCCCUGAGUGCUAUUCAACAGAACCAGAAUGUGGCCAACGCGAACCGUCAACGGGAACAGGAACGUGCAGUUCAAAUUGCCACGAUGGAGCAACCCGUCCGAGAGAUUCCAAGGCAGCCCAAGCACAAAAAGCCGGACUUCUUCCAGGAGAAGAUCCUGCGAGGAGACUUUAUGGACUGA